UGUUGACAACACUUUUUUUGUUUUCUCUUUCUUCAAUUCCCAAGAAAAUCCUAUCUCCUCUGCAAUUCAAUCUCUCACCAUCUUCCCCCAUUCCCCAAUCAAUCGUCCCCAUUCACAACCCUUCUUUUUCGCUUCCUUUUCCACCGCCCCACUAUCCCUAUAAAAAAUCCCCAAUAUAUCAAGAUUUUAUCUUUUAUCUUCGCCCAUACUCUUAAUCUUCUUCAGAACAAAAAAAAGGAAAAAGAAAAACUUCAACAAUGGCUUCUCCCAAAAAAAUCUCGUUCUGGGCCGUCCUCCUUUCGCUUUCCCUCGUUUCCUCGGCCAUCGACAUGUCCAUAAUCACCUACGAUCGGGGCCACGACGUGGGCCCGGCCCGAUCCGAAGCCGAGACCAUGGCGCUGUACGAGUCGUGGCUCGUCAGGCACGGCAAGGUGUACAACGCCCUCGGCGAGAAGGAGCGGCGAUUCGAGAUCUUCAAGGACAACCUGAGGUUCAUCGAGGAGCAUAACUCCGUCGACCGGACGUACAAGGUGGGGCUGAACCGGUUCGCAGAUCUGACGAACGAGGAGUACCGGUCGAAGUUCGUCGGCGGGAGGAAGAACAGGAAGCCCGGGUUGAUGGCUCGGAGGGCGAGCGACCGGUACGCGGUUAGGGCCGGAGAGGAGCUGCCGGAGUCCGUUGACUGGAGGGAGAAAGGCGCCGUCGCGCCAGUCAAAGAUCAGGGCCAGUGUGGGAGUUGCUGGGCUUUUUCAACUGUUGCCGCUGUUGAAGGAAUAAAUAAGAUAGUAACUGGGGACUUGAUAGUCCUGUCCGAGCAAGAACUGGUCGAUUGUGACAGGUCAUACAACCAAGGCUGUAAUGGAGGUCUAAUGGACUAUGGCUUUCAGUUUGUGAUUGACAAUGGUGGUCUUGACACAGAGGAUGAUUACCCGUACAGAGCUCGUGAUGAAACUUGCGACAGCUUGCGGAAAAAUGCACACGUGGUCUCCAUAGAUUCUUAUGAAGAUGUUCCUGCAAAUGACGAACAAGCUUUGAAGAAGGCUGUGGCUCAUCAACCAGUCAGUGUCGCCAUUGAAGCUGGCGGCAGAGCUUUCCAGCUUUACCAAUCGGGUGUCUUCACCGGGCAAUGUGGGACCGACUUGGACCACGGCGUGGUGGCUGUUGGCUACGGCAAGGAAAACGGGACAGACUAUUGGAUCGUGCGUAACUCGUGGGGCCCGAGCUGGGGAGAGAGCGGCUAUAUCCGCCUCGAGCGCAACUUGGGCAGUCGCGCCACAUCAGGUAAGUGCGGGAUUUCAGUCGAGCCCUCGUACCCGAUUAAAACGGGCCAGAACCCACCGAAGCCUGGCCCGUCACCUCCUGUGAAGCCCACCACGGAGUGCGACGAGUACUUCUCCUGCCCGGCGGGCAGCACGUGUUGCUGCGUGUACCAAUACGGGCAGUUCUGCUUUGGUUGGGGCUGCUGCCCGAUGGAGUCCGCCACUUGCUGUGACGACCACUCGAGCUGCUGCCCGCACGAGUACCCGGUUUGCGACGCUGGUGCAGGCACUUGCUUGAUUAGUAAGGAUAGCCCGUUUGGAGUACCGGCGUUAAAGAGGAGUAAGGCUAAUCUCGACUGGUCGAGCCUGUUUGCCGGUGCUCGGAAGUUCAGCAGCAUUUGAGUGUCGAGAGGUCGAGGGCACGAGCUAAUUUGAUCAGUAUUUUUAUUUAAAGGGCACACUUUUAAUUGGAGUGUGGGAACCUUUAAUGAUUAAUAUAUCUAUUUCAAGACUUAGGGUCUAUUUAUCAGAUGUUUGUAAAUAGUUCAUCUUUUUUUUCCUUUCGCUGUUUGGACCAGGCAUUUGGAGAAGUGGUUUUUAGAUUUAGACUUUUGAUUGUAUAUAUCUGGUUUAAAGGAUUCUCAUUAGCUUAUUUGAAGGAAUUUCUGCUAAUUUCUCCCAAGUGUUUGAAAGUGC
Striga asiatica is the source of this 1955-nucleotide messenger RNA. NCBI's taxonomy places the organism in Eukaryota, Viridiplantae, Streptophyta, Magnoliopsida, Lamiales, Orobanchaceae. The record is from the annotation of a GenBank genome assembly.